AUGCCUCACCGGGUGUCCGUCUCUCCCGUCCUCAGCCGCCCCGUGCUGGGCAGCUCGAGUCCGCCGCCGUCCAAGAGCCCCCAGGAUGCGGCAGUGGCGCAGGCUCUCGAGAUUGCACGGGAGGGCCCCGACGGCGCCUCGGACCCGACGGUCAGCAAGAUCCUCGAGCGUGCGCUCGCCCACGCGUGGGGCAAGGUCCAGGCCCAGCCCGAGUCGUACGUCAUGACGAGGGAUGAGUUUGCCGUCUUCAACUUCUUCCAGCACCGGUUCACGGGAGACAUGGUGGCCGUUGCCGCGCGGAAGCGAUACUGGGACAACGCUCAUGCGUAA
This is a messenger RNA of Hirsutella rhossiliensis, 330 nucleotides long. RefSeq lists its product as uncharacterized. Lineage: Eukaryota; Fungi; Ascomycota; Sordariomycetes; Hypocreales; Ophiocordycipitaceae. The transcript has a single exon. The record is from RefSeq and is a predicted model, not a curated record. Bases 1 to 330 code for a protein of 109 amino acids.